UUCCUGAUCUGGUUUCCUGCUAGCUGGGAAUUUUCUCCUGAAAUUUUGCAAUGCUUGCUGAAGUGCAGUAGUGUGCCUGAAGCAAAACAAGAAAAAAAAAUCUUUCAGUAUGACCGUUUUCACAUGACCAGGAACUUAAACAAAGUCAUGAUUUUGCGUAGCUGUGGUUUUACGAUGAAUGAGAUAUGCUUUAAAAAGGCAUAUUUUCUUAGUUGUGUUUCAAUAGCCAGCCAAACGCUUUAACAUUUUUCAAAUCUGAUUUGUAGAACACUGAGGGCCUGGCAGAAUGCCAAAUAAAGAAGGGUUCACUGAGUCUUUUGAAGGAGAGGUGGGAGUCUUGUGAUCCAAUUGCAUCGUUUUCAGGGAAUGCUCUCAGAGGCAUGAGUCCUUACUUCAGCCUCCUUCCAGUGAACUGAAGGUCCUGCUGAGCGAGCUGCUCUCGAUAUAAGGCUCUUAGACAGGUACUGAAGAGCUUUUAACAUCAGCCUUUCGACAGCAGUCUGAAGUCACCAGUCAGCCAAUGCUUCCAUCCCCAGAAUAUCAGAGUGUGUAAUUCGAGUACCAGAGCUGGAAUUUCUGUGGUAGCCUGACUGAAGGCAUCCUGUGUUCUGACAUAACAGCUUACUUGCUGAAAAUAUUAUUUGUACGAGAAUGGAAAGUGAUCCAGAAACCAGAAUGAUGGUGAGUGAAACACAGAGAAACGACGUUUUAGCUUCACCCAUAAGCAUGGAAGAAACUGAAUCAGCCCAAAGUGAAGUUGUUAAGGAAGAUUUACAAGCUACCAGAAGGAUUGAGAAAUUUUCUAUCCCACUGGAUGAUUUAAGAAUGCUGUUUGAGAAGACAGACUCUCCAAGGAACUGCAAGAAGGAAUUGAGAGGUGGAGGUUCACCCUUACUACUAUCAAAGCAACAACUUGGAAAUCUUCCAGACGGUGGAGUGAGUGGAAGCCUGGAGAAAACAAUGGAUGGCAAGGAAACAAGCAACAGUGAGGCUGCUGUCACAUCUGAUGAGCCUAGCCAGGCUGACGGUGUGCCUUUUGACAUCCGAGAGACUGCUUCACUUAAAGAGAGACUGGCGAUGUAUCAAGCAGCUGUUUCAAAGAAGGAGAAAAGCUGCCCUUCAGCUGAUGGUCCAGAAGAGGAAGCACGAGCCCUGCCUGGAGGUCUAGCAAGUGUGAAGAAACAGUUUGAGUCACAAGGGAUUGCCUCCACACAUAGUGCCGCUGCCCACUACCACUACCAGCAGCGAUCUGAGCAGGAUGUAACAACUACCACUGAAAUUACAGUGAACAACAGCAUCAGAAAGACAGACCAUGGAGAUGAUGUACUGCAAGCUGGUGAACAACACUCCUCUUAUCAAACAGAAAUGGUCUCGGUUACUGAGCAGAAUACUCAGCAAACGAGAGUGAUGGAACAUUUUGAAAAUCACUUCAAUGUGGAUGGAAUGACCGAAGAUGAGAUGCCUAAAAUCUCCACUCAGAUCUUAAAGCAGCAGUUUGAAAAAUCAGCCCAGCCCACCCAGACGGCAUCAAACACCACCAAACAGAUUAAGGCAGAACUUAACGUUGAAGAUAUGGAGUGGCCUCCUCUUGUCUCCACAUCCAACAUUUCUGCAAGAGUGGGCAAGCUUACUGAAGUUGCCACAUUGAGAGAAAUAGAGAGUGCAGCUGCUUCAUUUUCUGUCAAUUCCAGUAACCGUGGGAGCAUGGAAGAAUUCCCUCCUCCUCCGCCGGAGUUGCUCAAUACACCUCCUGAAAUAAAUUUGUCGCCGCAUCCCGAACCAUCCCCUUCCUCAAGAAAACAAGUCAUUCCCAAGGACCUAUAUGCCAAACAAAGGAAUCUGUACGAAUUGAAGCGUUUAUAUAAACAUAUCAACCCUGAGAUGAGGAGGAACCUGGAAAAGGAAUUAAUUCAAGAGAUCAGUGAGAUUGUGACGAACGAAACGAAAGAAACCAAUGUAGUUGGGGAUGUACAGCAGGCUCGAUAUGUUUUUGAACAAACUGGUCUCAGUCCUCAGAAAUGUGUGAGCCCAGAGAGGGAGUAUUUAGAAUGGGAUGAGAUCCUCAAAGGGGAGGUGCAGUCCAUGCGCUGGAUGUUUGAGACUCAACCCUUAGAUUCCAUCAAGGAUGAAUCCCCUGAUGAAAGCAAUGGAAAAUGCAUUUCCCAGCAGGAAAUGAUAGCAGGAGGUGACGUAAAGUACACAACUUGGAUGUUUGAGACGCAGCCUAUCGAUACUCUCGGUGUAAGUCCUCCUGAUUCUACAGAGAUCACGGGCAAGAUUCCCGAAUUAGCCAGAGGAGAUGUUCGCACUGCCACCUGGUUGUUUGAAACACAGCCGCUGGAUUCCAUGAAUAGGAAGUACCAGGAAAGUGAUCAGGCCGCAGAGACUACUGUCACUAAAGACAUUACCGCUGGUGAUGUCAAAACUGCAAGGUACUUAUUUGAAACUCAAUCCCUUGACACACUUGGGCACUUAGAUUCUGUUGAUGAAAGUAACUUCCUGCAGUUAAAAUCUGAAGUCGAAGAAAUAAAAGGAAAUGUGAAGAAGACACUGAAGUUGUUUGAAACCCAGCCCCUCUAUGUUAUUAGGGACCAGGCUGGUCAUGUGCUGGAGAUCAAAACUGUUAAAAGAGAGGAGAUUGAGAGAGGUGAUGUCACGACAGCUCGCUGGCUAUUUGAAACUAAACCUUUAGACAUGAUUAAUAAGGAUGUUUCAAGUAUAAAGGUUGUAUGCGGGAUCUCCAGGGAGGAAGUUAAUCGAGGCGGUGUCAGCAGGGCUAAGUGGCUCUUUGAAAUGCAUCCACUGGACAGCAUCAAAGAACAGGUAGAAACAGAUUCUUCUACCAAGUAUAAAGAAGAAAUCCUUGGUGCUGAUGUGAGCAAACAAUGCUGGAUGUUUGAAACACAGCCAAUUGACUCACUAAAAGACAAUGACAAUGCAAGGUCAGUAGAAAUGGAAGAAAUAAUAGGGGGAGAUGUACGUUCAACGAAACAUUUGUUUGAGACACUUCCUAUGGAUGCCCUGAAGGACAGCCCAGACAUAGAACAGCUUAAACAUACGAUUGCUUCCGAAGAACUUAAAGGGAACGUGAGACAUCAGACUUGGGUUUUUGAGACCCAACCACUUGAGACGAUCGGGGAAGAGAAAGUAAAAUAUACAAAAUCAAUCCAACUCGAAGCAAUCAAAAAAGGUGACGUGAGCAAUUAUAGGCAGGUGUUUGAAACCAUGAAUUUAAGUCACAUUGAUGAAUCGAAAAAGAUUCAAGUGGAUGGUGUAACCAGUGGCGCUGUGCGGUCUAAUAGGACUUUAUUUGAAACAACUCCACUAUAUGCCAUUCAAGAUAGUGCUGGACACUAUCAUGAAGUCAAAACUGUGAGGAGAGAAGAAAUUGUGAGGGGUGAUGUUCGAACGUGCAGAUGGAUGUUUGAGACGACUCCUGUUGAUCAAUUUGAUGAAAGUAUUCAGAAGUUUCAAAUAAUCAGGGGGAUAUCUAAGGAAGAAGUACAAUCUGGUGAUGUGAAAACAGCCAAGUGGCUCUUUGAAACACAGCCACUUGAUACCAUAAAAUAUUUCAACAGCGCAGAAUGUGAAGAAAUCACUACAAAAGAGCUUGAGGACAUCAGAGGGGACGUUCAAACUUGCCGAUGGCUGUUUGAGACUCAGCCAAUGGAUGCUCUCUAUGAAAAGAUAGAUGUUAAAGAUGAAGUAAGUGAGAUCCAGAAAGGCGAUGUGAAAACGUGUACGUGGUUAUUUGAAACACAGCCCUUAGACACAAUAAAAGAUCACUCAGAAACAUUCAUCACAAUGCGAACCAUUCAGCAGGAAGAGAUACAGGGAAGUGACGUUCAGUUAGCUCGGAUUCUAUUUGAGACUGAACCUCUGGGGAAUAUCCAAGGGGAAAAGAAGGAAGAAUUUAGACAAAUAACUGAAAUAGAUAUUCAGUCAGGGGAUGUAUCCCGUAAGAAAUGGAUCUUUGAAAAUAAAUCCCUUGACUUGAUUAGCUCCAGUUCAGAAGAAACUUUGAAGAAAAUUAGAUCUGUGACAGCAGAAGAUAUUCAGAAGGGUGAUGUCAUUAAGUGUACCUGGCUUUUUGAGAAUCAUCCAAUAGAUAUGAUCAGAGAAAGGUCUGAAGAAAGAGAAAAUUUUUGCACAGUCAAAGAUGUUCAGGGUGGAGAUGUUGGUAAAGGACGCUUCAUUUUUGAGACCUUCUCACUGGAUCAGAUUAAGGAAGAAUCAUCGGAAAAUACACAUAGUAAGAAAUUUAGUAUGGAUGAAAUAGAAAAAGGAGACGUCAAAAACUACACUCUGCUGUUUGAAACCCAGCCGUUAUAUGCUAUUAAAGACAAGGAAGGGUGUUACCAUGAAGUGACGACAGUUCGGAAAGAGGAAGUGAUCACUGGGGAUGUACGGGGUACCAGAUGGUUGUUUGAAACUAAGCCUUUAGACCUAAUUAAUGAAAAUGAUGAAGUAUAUAUCAUCAAAGCUGUGACGCAGGAGGAUAUUCAAAAAGGCGAUGUAACUUCUGCACGUUGGAAAUUUGAAACACAACCACUGGACAAAAUUGCAGAUGAUGAGAAAGUAAUCCCAAAAACAAUCUGUGACGUGCAAGGUGGGAAUGUGAGAUCAAGUACCCAGCUAUUUGAGUCCAACUCCCAGCAGAAAUAUGUCAGAACAGUCAGUGUCAGUGAGAUUCAACAUGGUAAUGUUAGGACAGCCACUUGGCUUUUUGAAACUCAUACAAUUGAUGAGAUAAAAGGAGAAGAUUCAGAGUAUAAGGAGAUUAAGACCGUUGAGCGAGAAGAUGUACAAAAAGGAGAAGUGAAGCAGGCCAUUUGGCUUUUUGAAAAGCAGCCACUGGACAGCAUACAGGAGGUUAAUAAAACAUCUACAAAAAUACUUCAGGAAGAUAUUCCACAAGGAGAUGUUAGAACCACAACCUGGCUUUUUGAAACGACACCUUUGCACCAGUUUAAUGAAAGUCCAGUAGAGAAGCCAGAAAUAAUGGGGAAAAAUAUUAAGGACACCCUUAAAUCUCUUUAUGAUUGCAAAAUCCUUCAAUCCCGGGGAAUCCUGAUUGAAGCAAAUGAAGUUGGAAAUGUCAAAAUGGCUAAAUAUCAACUUUUGAAUCAAACCUCCCCAGAGAUACAAAAAGAACAAAUUGUCAGGGGAGAUCUGCAACAUAUCAUGAUGAAGUUAUUAUCCAAGAGAGCAACUCCAGUGAAGGGAAUUACUGUUGACCAUGAUGAAAAAGGCAACAUCCAUUUGACAACAGCACAGCUUUUGAAGAGAGCAACAGAUAUUGAUGUAAAUAAAGAGGAAAUAAUUGGUUGUAAUAUUCAGCAAGCAAUCGACAAGCUUUUAAAUCAAGACACUACUGCAAAGAAGGGAAUUCUAAUUCAAGAGAGUGAAAAGGGGGACAUCAAAAUGACAGUUUAUUCUCUUCUCAACAGGACAGAUUACACUAAAGUCCACCAAGGUGAAGACAUUAAAGGAGAUGUUCAAGGGGCAAUUAAUAAGCUUAUAAAUACACCUCAGAACAGUGGACUUUCUCAGAAAGUUAAAGUAAAUGACAUAGAAAAAGGAAAUGUUCAGUUCUAUACAACAUGCAUUGAAUCAGGGGCAUUGGACUAUCUUAAACUCCUUCAGCUGGAGACUGAUGAAACUGUUGUAGUUCAAGAGGAACCCGAGGAAAUGAUUCAUGGUGAUGUCAAGGCUGCUAAAAAAAUGCUUCAGAUGCAACAAAUGCAAAUUGAACGGACAGUUGCAGAGUCUGAGAUUUUAUCUGGAGAUGUCCAAAGUGCAAUGUUGGCUUUUACCACAGAAAAGCAAAAUAUAUCUCCCAACACUGAAAAAGAAGAAAUUAUACCUGGAAAUUUAAAGGCAGCUUUGGAUUCACUCAAUCAAACCAUUAGUCAACCCAUACUUGUAGAAAAGGAACCAGUUGUAUGGGGCAACUUAUCAGCAACUCUCAAGUCUCUUGAAGAUGCAAAAUGUCAUAAAAAAGAUGUCAAAAAGUUUGUUGGUAUCCCAGGGGAGAUUAAAGGCACCCUGGAUUCAUCACAGAAGUCAGUAAUUAGUAGAGUCAAAGAAAAUGAGGAAGAUGUGGUGUGCGAUGACUCCACUCCUUUGGAAGAGGCUCAAAGUAAAAUGAAGCACAUUGAAAAGGAAAUCAUAAUGAAAGGUGACUUUCAAACCACAACAGCAAGUGUGCUGGAAAAAAGUUCUGAAAAGAUAGCAUUCCCACACCAGUUGGGCAAAAAAGGAUGUGUGAAAGCUACAAUCCAAAAACUACCAGACUGGUCACAACUUCACACCAGUACAUCAGCAGGAAGCCAAAGUAACAUUGUAGUGCGACGUGAAGGCCAGAAACACAUGUCUGUAGCAAAAAAUAUUGAGGAUAAAGAAGAUGCACUGGCCUGCAUAAAAUCACAUUUAGCAGCUCAAGAGCGAAAUAAUAUCAAUAUUACCAAGCACACUAAUAAGGGAAUUCAGGCAAAACAGAGCGUGAAACAUCUUGUGAGUACACAAAAUGUUAAUACGAGAGUAGAUCAUCCAGUGAAAAGUUAUCCAAGAGAGAAAACACAAACUGUUUCACUAACUGAUGACCAACAUCAAAAUGAAGUUGUUAAGAAAAGCAGAACAAUCUCAGAUGUGUAUGCAACCUCAAGUACCUCUGAACAUAUUGGUUCUCAAAAAGUAAAUGUGACCAGAAACAAAUCUACAGUUGACAGUAAAGAAGUUUUCUGUUCAGUUGAUGGAAAAACACCUAAACAGUUUGUUUCAGUUUCAAAGAAAGUUCAGAAAACCUCCCAUUUGCCAAAAAGUUCUGAAUGUUUUGAUAUAUCAAAUACUGAAAUUUGUGCAGGAUCAGAUACAGUUGUUGGACAAGUGGUGACCUGUGCAACCAACCAGGGCACUAAUAUCACUCAGCAAAGUGCACAGACGUUAAAUCAAGACAUUCAGACUUCGUCAUUGCACUCAACUAUAGAAAAUGAAGUAGGAGCUAGAAAUGAAAUUACAAACAUUAAUGACUUGCGUAAGGCUGACAGCCUUAGUCAGGGAAUAAAUAAAGAACUUGUACCGAUGGUCAAAUCUGGAACAACUUUAUUUGAAAAAUCAAAAAUAGCUACAAAUGGCAUGGGUAAUAAAAUUGACAAAACUAGAAGGGAAGUAUUAAGCCAUGUGAAAAAGGAGAGAAAAGCCAUGCCUGAUGAUCAGUUUUCAGUUCCGCUGUAUUCUUCGCCUGAACCUCCUCUUCCCCCUCCUCCUCCUCCUCCACCUGGAGAAGAUGAUGGUCAAAUGUUUCCUCUCCCACCACCACCACCACCUAUCAUCCAAAUGAAACCAGAGGUGUAUGAAACAGAACUUCCUCCUUCUCCUCUCCCUCCUCCACCCCCUCUUCCCGUUAGUCCCACUAGAACUCUUGCACAGGUAUCCUUAAUCACAGGACACCUUCCUCCAUCAUCAUUACAGUCUGAUUUGAAUUUACUACCGCCUCCAACCUCUUGCCCUCAGUCUCCUUCGGAACAAAGGAGAUAUGUUAACAAGGCAUUGAAGCCGGAGUCAACAUCAAAGAUGCCACACCUUGAAUAUCUCCAGCCACAAGAGCAAAUCAACAAGAAAGCAGCAUCCAUUUUAAAACCAAAUGUAAUUAUGCCCGAGGAAUCUGUAUCAUCAAAGCUGGGUAUUCAACAGCAGAGUCAGGAAUUGAUGCAGGAAAAUAUUGUUCUGUGUUCAUCAAGUCCACAGGCUGUACAAUCCCCAUUUCCCCCAGGAGUGUCCCUCAACCCUAUUCAAAAACCAACCCAGCCAAAGGAACCAAAAUCUCCUUCUGCUAGUAAAAGAGUUUUUGUACCACCUGCUCCUUCACCUACACCAGAAGCUGUAAAGCCACAAUCUAAACCUUUUGUCAGGAAAUUUAAAACUCCUUUAAUGAUAGCUGAAGAAAAAUAUCGAAAAGAGAGAGAAGAAAUAGAAAAAAAUAAAGCAGCAAAAAUGACUUGGACUGUAAAUACAGGGAAGGUAGCAACAGAGGAGUCAAAGCUCUCAACGAGGGCAGGACCUGAAAAUGUGAAGCCUUCAGUCUUGUCGGCUGCAGCACGGGCUGCUGACCAUCAUCUAAAUUCCACAGUUUUUCAGUUAAUGGAAACAGAAAAUGUGACUACUACUGAGAGACAUGUCAGUCACUCAAAGCCUGGAGGUCUUACUGCUGAAGGCCAUGCCCCUCGACCAAAACCAGGAGACUCGACUGCCAAGGGCAAUCCAAUCUAUCCAAAACCAGGAGGCCCUAUUGCUGAGGAGCAUCCAAUCUAUCCAAAACCAGGAGGCCCUAUUGCUGAGGAGCAUCCAAUCUAUCCAAAACCAGGAGGCCCUAUUGCUGAGGAGCAUCCAAUCUAUCCAAAACCAGGAGGCCCUUCUGCUAAGGGACAUCCAAUCCACCCAAAACUAGGAGGCCCUAUUGCUGAGGAGCAUCCAAUCUAUCGAAAACCAGGAGGCCCUUCUGCUAAGGGACAUCCAAUCCACCCAAAACUAGGAGGCCCUAUUGCUGAGGGGCAUCCUGCUCAUCCUAAAGUAGAGGGUCCCACUGCUGAGGGACAUUCCAUUCAUCUAAAAUCAGGCAGUACCUCUACUGAGGGACAGUCUCCUCGUCCAAAACCAGGAGGUCCCUUUGCUGAGAGACAAUUCUUUCCUCCAACGUUAAAAGAGCCUCCUGCUGUGGAUAGCAUAUCCACAGAAACAGUUACCUCUGCUUCUUCCUCCCAGUCAACACUGUUGUCAGCGUCCGAGCAGCUGCAUCAUAUCUUAAACAAUUCUGCAGAUCUAGCAAUUAAUAAGGAAGCAACUUUAAACACACUUAAAGAUUCAGUGAAAGACAUUGAACAACACAAGGAGGUGCACAAAAAGGCACAAGCUGGUAAUCUGAAAUCUCAGUCAACAUCCGAGCCAAAAUUUAGGGUUAAAACUAUCCAGCUUCCUAAAGGUGUUCAAAAAAUGCAGGAAAAGAAAGUCGAUGCAUUGCCAUACAAAAUGGAGCAAAAGCAAUAUUUAAAAGCAGAAGAAAAUAUAAGUCAAAAGAAGGUUGCUAUUAAGCAACAGCUUCAACAAAAACAAAAUGACCAUGUUGGUGUGGCAGAGAAAGAGCAACUUAACUUCAGUGUUCAGGAUGAAUAUAGUUGCUCAGUAACUGAACAGAGAGACUGGAACAUUGAAAGGAUGGCAUUGUCAAAAACACUUACAACAAACCUGACAGAUGAUCAUGUGAAAAAUAAGAGAGAGGUGCAACAGAAUUAUCAGCAGCCAUACAGGGCUCAUUUAGCAGAAACUCUGAAAACUCAGAACAAGAAGAUGGGUGAUGCUGGGUAUAAAGAAGCAAAGAAAGAAAAAGAAAAGCAGCAUCACGUUAAAACUCAAGGAGAAGCAAUUAAAAAGGUUCAAGGAGAAAGAGUGCGACAGAAAGUUGACUUAGCAAGCCAUGCAGUUCACCAAAGCCCGUUGGGCAUGCAAGCACAAGCACAAAAACAGCUUGAUUGGAUGGAAAGGACAUUUGGAGAAAAUCAAGUCGAAACUAAAUACAGCACCUUUCAGGCAAAGGAACAAGAAGUUUCUAAUGGAAUAAAUGCAAGUUAUGAGCAAGGGCUGGUCCCUGCUCACACCGAGGAUGUAAAACAGGAGAACAAGGAAAGCAGAGAAACAACAGCAUCCGAAAAGGAAUUUGAUAAAAGAGUUGCAAAGUAUUAUGUGGAAAUCAGUGAUAGUUACCAAAAACGUGAGGAGCUGCAAAACAUUUUAUUCAGAGUAAUUCAGUUUGAAAGAGAUAAUGAUAAUAUGGAUUUAAAUGUUAUGAAAAGCUUUUUAGAAGGGGUUCCAACUUGGCUUACUGAUGGCCAUGAAUUCACCAUGAAAGAUAUCAAUGGAAAGAAUUUACAAAAUAUAAAAAAGGAACUAACGCAGAUUAAAAAGAAAGCAUUACUUAAGCUUGCAUAUUUUGAUGAAUUAAUUCAGAAAGCAUUGAUAUCUAUUUCUGGUCUAAAAUUGGAAAAUGAAAUGUUUCGUUCUGCCUCGCCUUCACAAAAGAUAUCCAAGAUAAGUAUUGGCUCGUGCAAAUUAGAAAAGCAGGUGAAAGACGGUAUAGAAGAGCAAGCAUGUGAAAGUAAAAGGGGACAAGUGACCGAAGGUAGACUUGCAGAACAGAGAGCCCAGUCUCCAGCAAUAAGAAUGGCAUCACCAUCCCCGUCUUUCAUCACUAUUGAGUCGACAGCUAGACGCACAGAAUCACCUCUUAGAACUGCUCCCUCUCCUCCACCUUCUCAGAAAACAUACAGUACUCCAUCCCCUAUCCAAAGGGAAGCUACACAUACACCCCCAUUAUCAAUGUGCAACUCGGAUAUGCCAACGUCCAGAAUCCGCACAUUUUCAACAGCAUCUUCUCCGACAAGGGGCAGGCGCUACGAUCAGCUUGUCAAACUUAAAGAUACUACUGCAAAACUAUCACAGGGAAUUUCACAACCUGUGCAGCCUACAUUUGCUCAGAAAACAGAAAAGAGGUCAGAAAUUAUCCCAUCGCCAGCAACUCUUCGGCGCCAGUUAAAGAUUGACCCACCUGUUUUAGAUAUGUUACAUAAAUAUGGAUCUUCUGUAACAGAAAUGUUUGAAGAAGCUAGAAGGUCAGAGGAAAACAAAGUUUAUAUGCGUAAAGAACCCAUAGACAUUCCAGAACGUCUGGGCUCUGACACAGAGGAGAAUGAAUCUGCCACCAAAAAACAGCAAAUUCAAAUGCCACAAGUGGAUCUUGCAGAACUUGUUCAUCAAUUUGAAAUGCCUGAUCAAACAGAUUAUUUUCACGAGGAACAGGUCAUGUUCUCUGAAAAAAUGGGAAAUGAGAAUAAAGAUGAUUAUUUUGGAAAAAUAAAAGAGUUAGAAGAAGUCCCAAAGUUCGAUAUAAAAUCUGUUAAGCCAGUGUUUGAAAUUACUGGACAAAUACCCAUUCCCAUGAAACAUUCUUCAAGGGACAGAAAACCACUGAAAAAAUCUCAACAUUCUCACAAAAUCAGAGAUGAAAUGAGGAAGGCAACACAAUCCAUGUUGUAUCCCGAAGCAAUUAAUAAGCAGUUUGUAUACGUGGAUGGCUUUGAAACAGAAGCAAUCAGCGCAAGAACUAACAUUCAACACUCUGAAAUGUUUUCCGGUAUUGACUCCAGGCACGCCCCACCAACCUAUGAAGAUGUCAUUUCGGGACAGGCUUUAGACAUAGCAAAUGAUCAAACUCCUGAAGAGCUGUUGAAGAAUUUCCAAAAUACGUGGCAGGAAAGUGAACGUGUAUUCAGGAGUCUUGGUUACGAAAUCUCAGACAGCAGUGAAACCACCUGGCAAGAAGAUGUACUUCAUGAACAUAUGGCUUUGACUGGUAAUCUGCAUGAGAGUGUGGAGUCAAAAUUUAGAAAGCAUCAACACUAA
This is a messenger RNA of Hypanus sabinus (Atlantic stingray), 11454 nucleotides long. It is a transcript of the gene xirp2b, whose product is annotated as xin actin binding repeat containing 2b. Gene Ontology annotation, biological process: actin filament organization; actin cytoskeleton organization. Gene Ontology annotation, molecular function: actin filament binding. The transcript has 8 exons. Gene Ontology annotation, cellular component: focal adhesion; stress fiber. The record is from RefSeq and is a predicted model, not a curated record. The coding region runs from base 652 to 11454 and encodes 3600 amino acids. NCBI's taxonomy places the organism in Eukaryota, Metazoa, Chordata, Chondrichthyes, Myliobatiformes, Dasyatidae.